Cantharellus anzutake is the source of this 1005-nucleotide messenger RNA. RefSeq lists its product as uncharacterized. The record is from RefSeq and is a predicted model, not a curated record. Bases 1 to 1005 code for a protein of 334 amino acids. Gene Ontology annotation, cellular component: membrane. The transcript is spliced from 6 exons. NCBI's taxonomy places the organism in Eukaryota, Fungi, Basidiomycota, Agaricomycetes, Cantharellales, Hydnaceae.
AUGUCCGAUAUGACCCCUUACACUUCUGGGUGGAAGGCACUCAAGAAAAGCGAGCUUAUCGGCUUGGCGGAUAAGUUAGGUAUACCUGCCGACACUGCUAGUUUAAAGAAACCCGAGAUUAUUGGGAGCAUACAAAGGUUUCUUGAUGAGAAUGAAGGGACCCUCAGCGAGAUUCCCAAGUUCAAAGCUCUGUAUCCAAGGAGGGUGUCCUCGAAUCGUCGAGGAAGCCUGAUUCCUAACCAGACUGAAGAAUCGUCUGAGACUCCAGAUCCCCCGGCCCCUGUGGCACCAGCGAGUCGCAGGGGAGCCGGCAAGUUUCCCCCUAGAGCAUCUUCGUCGACUGAAUCAGCAGAAGGGAGCAAAGCUGUUGCACAUGCUCUCAGCACUCCGUCGCGCAUUCCCUUACCUCCAUCCCCCAUCAAAUUGAUCCAGGACUUUUCGGCGAAGGUGCGUCCCGAAAUCGAUGCAGUUGUUGCGAAUGCGGCUCGCGCCAAGGAUCAACUUGGAAUUGAAACCAGUAGGAUCCUUGCUAAAACCAAGAUGUUCCUAUCCGACUCCGCAAAUCUGACGAGUAUCACUGUUUUAUGGGAGCUAUUUUUCCUUGUUAUGGCGUUUACACCUGUCGAGUACACCCCGUUCCAACUGCCCCCUUCAAUUUCGAAGGUGCCUUAUACCGUUAACGUCCCUCAUCCACCAAUGACUCUCAUAUAUUGGGAAACUUUGUUCAUUCUAUUGGCUAAGUGGAGUCUCCCGACGCUCAUCAUCCCCCAAGCUACCGGAAAACUGGUGGCUUUUUCCGACAGGCGGGACAUUGACCCCUUGACAUCUAGCAUUGCGCGACUCGUCUGCGUGCUUUCACUACCCUGGGUGGUUGCUGAGGAGUUAUUAAGCUUAAACACUCGCAUACUCGCUGCUUCUACGGCGCUAGCAUUCGCUGUGGCAGAAGCCUUGAACGAUCGAAAGGAUCGAGCAGAGAUUGCUAGCUCGCUUGUGAAGCACGGCUGA